Molecule: messenger RNA, 2617 nt
Organism: Zootermopsis nevadensis
Lineage: Eukaryota; Metazoa; Arthropoda; Insecta; Blattodea; Termopsidae
Product: high affinity cationic amino acid transporter 1
Biological process (GO): L-arginine import across plasma membrane; L-ornithine transmembrane transport
Cellular component (GO): plasma membrane
Molecular function (GO): L-lysine transmembrane transporter activity; L-arginine transmembrane transporter activity; L-ornithine transmembrane transporter activity
Source: RefSeq, a predicted model, not a curated record
CACUGAGUCACGUGGUACAGGUUGGUUGCGCGACCAAUUUAGCACACUUGUUCGCUACUGGCGGGCUGGUGGUCGGACGUGAGCGAAAUUUUGGCGGGGGCAUUUCAGAAACGUGUUUUCAUGCUGUGUGUUACAUCAAGCAUCUGCUACUGAAUAUUUGGAAGGUGAACGACGAUGCUGGGAAAUGUUUUGUCGGUGCUAUCACGUAAGAAGACACUGACGGACGAGUCGGUGGCGAAGUCGGAGUUGUCUCGAUGCCUGACCGUCGUGGACCUGACCCUCCUGGGUGUCGGCAGUACCCUGGGUCUGGGAGUGUACGUCCUGGCCGGCGCGGUGGCCAAGACCGAGGCUGGUCCGGCCGUCACCAUCUCCUUCUUGGUCGCGGCAAUAGCCUCUGCUUUCGCCGGCAUCUGCUAUGCGGAGUUUGCAGCAAGAGUUCCCCGAGCUGGCUCUGCGUACAUCUACAGCUAUGUCUGUGUGGGGGAAUUUGUAGCAUUUGUGAUUGGAUGGAAUCUAAUUCUCGAGUAUGUUAUAGGAACUGCGAGUGUGGCUCGUGGCCUUAGCAGCUACAUCGAUAAACUCGCUGACAAUGUGAUGCAGAAUACGAUGAGAGAAAUCAUGCCUAUCAACGUUGACUUUCUCUCCGAUUAUCCAGACUUCUUAUCCUUUGGAGUGAUAAUUGUCUUAGCAGGUAUCCUAUCCAUUGGCGUGAAAGAGUCUACGAUCCUCAACAACAUAUUCACUGUAGUCAAUUUGCUUACGGUCUCAAUUGUCAUAAUAGCAGGAUCUUUAAAAUGUGAUUUUCACAACUGGAAUAUUCCCAAAUCAGAAAUUCCAGCAGAUGUGGCUUCAAAAGCAGGUGAAGGAGGUUUUAUGCCCUUUGGAUUGGCAGGCGUUAUGGCAGGGGCAGCCAAGUGUUUCUAUGGCUUUGUUGGAUUUGACUGCGUGGCAACAACCGGAGAAGAAGCAAAAAAUCCGCAGAAAUCUAUUCCGAUUGCCAUUGUAAUUUCCCUGAUUAUAAUCUUCAUUUCUUACUUCGGAAUCUCAACAGUCCUCACGAUGAUGUGGCCUUAUUACUAUCAGGAUGAAAAUGCACCUUUACCUCAUGUCUUUACACAAGUUGGCUGGCCUGUUAUAAUGUGGAUUGUGACAGUGGGUGCUGUGUUUGCACUUUGCACAAGCUUGUUGGGAGCCAUGUUUCCUCUACCUCGAAUUCUGUACGCCAUGGCUAAUGAUGGUUUGCUGUUCCGAUUCUUAGCCAAUAUUAAUGCGCGAACACAGACACCUGUAUUGGCCACUGUGCUCUCAGGAAUACUGGCUGGGAUUAUGGCUACAAUAUUUGAUCUGCAACAGCUUAUUGACAUGAUGUCUAUUGGAACGCUCUUAGCGUAUACCAUAGUUGCCAUCUGUGUUCUGGUUCUAAGGUAUGAAGAUCCACCGCAGUCUUCAUAUGCCUACUCCUCACAUGAGCAGGAGAUCCAGUUUGGUGAUGCUGGCAUCGUCAGUUUAGUGCUUCGUUCCAUGAAACUGUUAUUUAACCUCUCCAUGAUUAAAUAUCCCAGCUUGCUGUCAUCAUCCAUAACAAAAUGGUCAAUUGUCUUGUUCAGUAUUAUCACUGUCGGCUUCUGUUCAGUCAUCAUCUUUGCAGGAAGUGGUCUAAAGAAUCUUGACUUAUGGCCAGUUCUAUUGGCUACUGUCUUUCUAUUCCUGAUGCUUGUCAUUUUGUUGAUUAUUGGCAGGCAGCCCAGUUCCAGUGUUAAACUUUCAUUUAAGGUUCCUCUCGUGCCCAUUGUGCCUGCGCUUAGCAUAUUCAUCAAUGUAUACCUUAUGUUGGUACUGGAUGUAUACACCUGGAUACGAUUUGGUGUUUGGCUGGCGAUAGGUUUCCUAAUAUAUUUCUUCUAUGGGUUGAAAAAUAGCGAAGAAGGAAAACUUUCAAGGGAGAAAGGAGAAAGCAAACAGCUUACUGUUCAUCAAAUUGGCGCUGAACGUCAGAAUAAAGCAGAUUCACAACAAGAAAACUGCAGUUACAAGUCAUUCAGUAGUACAUUUGAUAAUUCUCAAAACUCAUCAUUAUGAAACUGUGAUAAGGAGUAGCCAUUUGUGUGAUGUGCACCGUAUCAGCAUACUUCAAUCGUGCUUCUCACCGUGUUGAGAUUUUUGGACACAAACAGCUAUUAACCAUUUUUUACUCCAUGAAACAUAUUGCAUUUGCAAAUAUGACAUUUUAAUGGGUAUUGGUAUUUUUUAUUAUUUUAAGCUUUCAGAUGUGGAACUCCCUUUUACUAUGCCAACAUAUUUGAACAAUUGGGAAUUUUGUAAUAUUGAAUUCGUUUUGUUAGAAUUUUUUAGUGUAAUGGUGACCAUCUGCUGUAUCACAGCUUUUAUGUUUCUACUGCAUUUAUAAUUAAGCUAAUUCAUCCAUUAUCAGGUAUCAUUGAAUUUGUACAUAUCACAUUAUAAAUGCAAGUUUACUAACUUACAAAACUCUUAAAACUGAAUUCAGUCCUUUAGUUUUAUGUGAGGUUUACCAACAAAUUCCAUUGACAAUAUGGAACCUUUAAUUUGUGGAAUUUACUUCUCUUUUAUAUGAAAAUAUUAUUUUGCAUGAUAUUUA